This is a messenger RNA of Debaryomyces tyrocola, 1455 nucleotides long. NCBI's taxonomy places the organism in Eukaryota, Fungi, Ascomycota, Pichiomycetes, Serinales, Debaryomycetaceae. The record is from the annotation of a GenBank genome assembly.
AUGAAUUUUAAAUCAUUCCUUUUUAUUUACUUGAUUUUAGCAUUUUUUGAAUCCGCCAUAGCAGGGCCCAUCAAGGUAUUAACACCUACCGAAGAUAAUUUUUAUAACUUACCAGAUGGAUAUGAAGAUAAAGAGCCUGGGACAAUAUUAAAAAUUAGAAAGCCACCCCAACAACUUAGAGGUAUUUAUUUCCCCAUCCUGGUUAAAGGAGCUUGGCAAGCGUUAGUAAGAACAACAGACUCACAUGGAAAUGCUACUGCCAUAGUGACCACAAUUAUAGAGCCAUUUAAUGCUGACCCCAGCAAGGUUGUUUCUUAUCAAAUUAUGCAAGAUUCUGCAAGCGUAGAUUGUUCACCUUCAUAUUCUUUCUUGUAUGGUGCAUCGAUGAACACUGUUUUUGCCCAACUUGAAAUGUAUCUUAUUGAUGUAGCAUUGAUGAGGGGAUGGUAUGUGAUCAUCCCAGAUUACGAAGGACCAAAAGCUUCUUUCACAGCUGGAAAACAAUCUGGGCAAUCUACGUUGGAUUCCAUAAGGGCCACUUUAAAAAGUACUAAUAUUACUGGUAUCAAAGAAGAUGCAAAGGUAGCUAUGUGGGGCUAUUCUGGCGGAACAAUUGCUACUGGAUGGGCUGCUGCUUUGCAGCCAACAUAUGCUAAAGAAUUAAAGUCUAACUUGAUUGGUGCAGCAAUGGGUGGGUUCGUUACUAAUAUCACGUCCACUGCAGAGGGCGUGGAAGGUACUCUUUUUGCUGGUUUAACGGCAAGUGCAGUGGCUGGUUUAACAAAUGAAUAUCCCCAGCUUAAAGCCAUGGUUCCUAAGUUGAUAAUCCCAGACAAACUCGUUGCUUAUAACAAGGCCCAAAAGUUGUGUUUUUUGCCGUCAAUCGUAACAUUUGCAUUUCAAAAAAUUUUCACUGGUCCCAAUAGGUAUGUUAAGCUAGGCUGGGGAUUAUUUAAAGACCCUACUGUUAAAAAAGUCAUCGAUGAAAACACUCUUGCCCUAAAAAAAGGGGGUCCUAUUCCCGAGAUUCCUUUGUUUGUAUUUCAUGGAGAAUUGGAUAAUAUCGUUGCAUACAAAGAUGCAGUGAGAGCAUAUAAUAACUGGUGUGAAUGGGGCAUCGAUUCUUAUGAGUUUGCUAUUGACGAAACAACAGGACAUAUAACCGAAUUUAUAGAAGGAACACCGGCAGCCAUUGCUUGGUUAACUAAGAUGUUCAAUGGGGAGCCACCAGUAAAAGGUUGCAAGAGCACCAAAAGGUUCACCAACCUCUUGUACCCAGGUGCAAACACGUCUGUCGCAGAUGUGCUCUCAGGUUCAGUGAAAACCGUAUUAGGUGAAAACUUUGGUCCAAAUGCCGAAAAUAUUGAUAACGGUGGUAGAAACGCUACUCAUGUUAAAAGGUCUUUAGAAGGAUUAGGAGUAUCUUUGGAUUAUCCAAUCGAAGCCUCCAUGUAG